This is a messenger RNA of Polypterus senegalus (gray bichir), 9179 nucleotides long. RefSeq names its product zinc finger and BTB domain containing 10 (gene zbtb10). The record is from RefSeq and is a predicted model, not a curated record. The transcript has 6 exons. NCBI's taxonomy places the organism in Eukaryota, Metazoa, Chordata, Cladistia, Polypteriformes, Polypteridae. Gene Ontology annotation, biological process: regulation of transcription by RNA polymerase II. Gene Ontology annotation, molecular function: DNA-binding transcription factor activity, RNA polymerase II-specific; protein binding; RNA polymerase II cis-regulatory region sequence-specific DNA binding. The coding region runs from base 498 to 2768 and encodes 756 amino acids.
CCGACGUGUGCGGCUCGAGGUUUCGUAUUUAAGCCGCCGCCAACGACUACCAAAUGCGUUCAUUUCCGGUUUUGCCAGAAACCCGAGGGCACGGAGACAAGCAGCCGCCACCUCAGCGCCACACAAAGACCCCAAACUAAGGCGCCGGGGCGCCCCCCCACCUUCCUCUUAUGGCCAUCGGCGACCCCCUUCUUCUUCUCCUCUGUGGCUGCUCGCCUGCCCUCCCCCACCCCGCGUCUCAAAGCGCAAUGCAUUGUGGGGGAAGUCGUUGCCAUUCGACCUCUGCGGGGCCUGCGCGGACGCCGAGAGGAGAGCCCUGAAGUCGAUUAUGCGUUUUAAAUUUUUAUUUAUUUCCGCAUAAUCUACGGAGAAGCACCGGGAGGAGAAGGGGAGAGGAGUCGUGUCGAGGUGUAGCGAUUCCGUUUGGGAGCGUAGUUAUUUAUUAGACAGUGGGGGGGUGUAUAUAGAGAUCGUUCUGCAUUGUAAUUUAUUAAGAAAUGUCCGGAGAAAGAAACCGCAGGUCGCUGGCUUUCCGAGGCGGUGGAUUAGCCGUGUCCGGCACUGGGGGUGCCGGUGGCGGCAACAGCAGCGGCGGCGGGAGCGGCAGCGGAGAGGCCCGGGCCUGGCAGGAGAGACACAUAAACGGCAGCAGGCCCGAGCAGGACGAGGAAAGGGAACUGGAGGAAAAGGCGACGGCCCUGGGGGGAGUAGAGGACGGGGGGUCGAUCAGCGACAGUACGGGGCCUGACGGGGAGGAGGAAGAAGACGCGGAAGGGGGAAGCUGGGUCACCGGGAACGGACUGGAUAUCGGGGUAGUCAAAGUCGGCGGAGAAGGUGGCGAAGACGACCAAGGAAGCACUUGGGGUGUAGGCAACGGCCUGGAAGAUGGGGAAGCGAUCGGAGGUGGUGGCGGUGGUGGUAGUGCCGGCGGUGGUGGUGGCAAUCUUUCCGAAGACGACCGACGGGAAGGGACUAGCGGGGUGGACGGUGAGGAAACGGGGGGCCGAAAGCUAGGCGUAGAGAUGAGACCGCAGACCCUUCUCCAGAAGCAUUGUCUGUUCCAGGGUUCUUGGCUCCAGGAAUUCCCUUGGUUAAAUUUUUGUCAGGAGACCGGACUGAUGUCCUGCACUUGGUGCCACGGCAUUGGAAACAAUUACAACGAUGAGUUGACCAAAGGAAGCCGGAAUUACAAAAGGGCCCUGCUCCUGCGACAUCACUUAUCUACCGAGCACAGGAAGAACGACCCUAUGAAACAGGAUUCUGAAAGACCAGGGGAAUCAGUUGGCGAAGAAUUUGAGGAUUACAGAACCAAGCCAAAUGAAAAUUCUUAUUGCUACCAACUACUUCAGGAACUGAAUGAACAGAGAAAAAAGGGUAUUCUUUGUGAUGUUAACAUUGUUGUCAGUGGGCAAGUGUUUAGAGCUCACAAAAACAUCCUGGUUGCAGGCAGCCGCUUCUUUAAAACACUCUAUUGCUUAACAAAAAAUGAGAGCUGUGACCAAACCACGAUCACCCACUUAGAUGUUGCUGCUGUUCAGGGCUUUUCGGUUAUCUUAGACUUUCUAUAUUCUGGCAAUCUUCUUCUCACAAGCCAAAAUGCCAUUGAGGUGAUGUCCGUAGCCAGCUACCUCCAAAUGACUGAAGUUGUCCAAUCUUGCCGCGCUUUCAUUAAGGAUGCUUUGAAUAUCAGUACCAAGUCUGAAGCUCCUGAUUCUGUAGUAGUGGAUUAUAACCGACGGAGAGCAAUCAACAAAGAUUCGAAAGGAUCAGAAAAGAAACCUACCAAUUUUUGGGCAACAAGCAUACUCUCCAAAUUGUCCAUCAAAGCAAGCACCCAUGUCAAGGAGGAGCCAAGUGACAUAGAAGGAUCCCUUAAUGAAAAUUAUCAGCUCAGUAAUUCUGGAUGGGGAUAUGACAACUCUUCAGAGUCCACAGAGAAUGAACCUCAAGGGCAUGGGACAGUAUUCGUCUGGAAUGAAACGGCCACCCAACAACUGAAGAAUAUUAAGCAAGAGCCUGGCAGUGGCAGGAGGAAAAAUCAGACAACCAGGCGGUUUGUGUAUAAUAUCCCACCAGAACCAGAGGAAGGUUUUGAGGAAGGCAUGCUUGUACAACCAUCUGCAUCGUACUCCAAAGAUGACCUACAGUUCUUUUCAGAGAAUGCAGAGUUAGCAAACCAGAUCCAGUACAGCUUGUUGCAAGAAACACAACCUAGGGAACCAUGGGAAAAUGCUAUUACAGAACCUCGUCAGGCUGGAAGAAAUACUUUUACAGGUGAAUCAACGGCAUCCGCUGUGAACAAGCUGAAAUGUCCCCAUUGUAACUACAUCGCCAAACACAGACGAACACUAAAGAGGCAUUUGAUCAUACAUUCAGGGGUGCGUUCAUUCAGCUGUGACAUUUGUGGGAAACUUUUCACAAGAAGAGAGCACGUGAAGAGACAUUCCCUGGUGCACAAGAAGGACAAGAAAUACAAGUGUAUGGUCUGCAAGAAAAUCUUCAUGCUAGCUGCAAGUGUGGGAAUUCGGCACGGUUCUCGUCGUUACGGUGUAUGUGUGGACUGCGCAGACUCCCAUCAAGGAUCACAGGAAGGUUUGGAUCAAAUGCAGGACAUUGAGUACUCCAGGGAAGAGGACUAUGAGGAAAACGAAGGGGCCGAAGUGGAAGAGGAGCUUGGGGAUGAAAAUGAAGAGCAGAAUGAAAACGAACAGUCGAACUGGGAGGAGGCCGACGCCAGUGACAUGUGUGUCACUUUAGAUGACGACUAACUAGCGAGUGACCCAAACAAUCAAAACUCCAAAGUGCUAUCAAUAAUUGUGUUUAAUGUACCAGGCAAAUUUUGGAAGAUAAAGUGGGAGGUCGACUUCUGAACAAAGGGCCUCUGCAGUAGAUGUACAGAAUUAGGUUUUGGACACUGGAACAAUGGGCCCAUAGUCAUGUGAGCGAGAGAGAGAGGAGCGAUUUUCUUAAAUCAAGAUUUUAGUGAUGUAAUUUUUCAAUUUGGGUCUGUACAGCGUUUUAAUUCAUAAUAUGCCAAUCAUCUUAAAAAGAAAUUUUGUUUUAUUUAAUUUAUGAAAUACUGAUAUAAUGGUCUUAUUAAACAAUAUAAUUUUUUUCUUUAAUGUUUUAUGUUUGUUAUCUUUGUUUUCUUCUGAAAGGAAAAAAAAAUUCCACUGUUACCUGCCACAGUUAGAAAUAUAAUAUACAAAAAAAUAAAAGCUGCUGCGAGUCACAGCACCACUGCUUCUAUUGUUAAUAGCACCCAUAUAGCUCAUGGGACAUUUUCCAUUUCUGUGGGGUGGGCACAUAUAUAUAUAUAUAUUUCUUUAAAAAAGGAGUAUUGUAAGAUUUAUCUUUUUCCAGUUAUUCACUCAGUUUCCCUGGCUAUUCAGAUGUUUCGACUUUUACUUAGUCGGACACGAAAAGCCCCCAGUCCAUAAGCAACGUAUUGAAGUUUCUUUUUUGGCAAAUUAAAAAUUUUUUUUUUUCAAGCCAAGCAAUCAGUUACAAGAUACUCCGCUGUAAGCUCUGUUUUAUUGUUGCAAAGAUCCUUUAAAUAAUCCAAAAAGGUCAAAUCAAGAAUUUGUUAAAUCUCCCUUUUAUCAGACCAAAAUUAGAUUUAUAAGAACUGAUUAAAUAACUGGAAGACUAUAGUAGGAAAUGUGCAUUUAUAGAUGGAUAUAUUCUGGUCUAUUUAUAUUUUAAAGACAUGAGCAUCUUUUACUAUAAAUUAUUAUGCAUUAAUCUUUACCCAAAAUGUGUCUAUAGCUUUACAGUUCUUUGAUUUGUUUGUUAUAUUUAUAUAGACGGUUGAACCUGUGCCAUGUGGAGUUGAUCUAUUAAAAUAAAGAAUGUCCUUUUAGAGUUCACCCUUUUGAAAUGAAUAUGUGAUGCAGCAGGACUUUAAUACAGGAGACCUGCGGCAAAAGAGAAACGCAUUUGUGUGCUUAACAUUUCAACUUUUUAAAUUAAUGAUCGAGUCUAAAUAUUUGACAGAUGUAAUUAUUCCGUGAUUGGCAGAUGACGUUUUAUUGUCACUGGUUUAGUUCCUUCUAGAUUCCUUGGUUAUAUCUAACUUUAAUAUUGACACAUCUGGCUGAAGUAGCGAAUUUCAGGGCAUCAUCCUAAAUACAAUAGAAAUGAGGUAGGAGUUGUUCUGUCACUGCAAGGCACCAAAGAGCACAAAGGUAAUUGUUGUGAAAUGUCCAACUGAAUCACCGUAGCAAAACUGUGUUAGUGCUGCUUGUGUGGGUACUUAGUAGGCAUAUCUGCAGGGCUCCCUCAAAUGUCAUUCAGUCUGUCGUCACAUUGACCACCUGAAGGGCUGUUAAAAUUCGGUUAGUCACAUGUCUGCAAUUAAUUGAAUUUCACGUGAGAGUUGGAUUGUUGCUGCAUUCACGCGCUAUUGGGACUAUUUGGAGCUCUGACUUGUGACGUUCUGUGUGUUCAUGUUGGACUAUUCAGACAAACACCAGGGUUUUUUUUUUUUCUUUCUUCCAAGAGAAGUAACAAAUUAACAAUUUUUUUUUUUUGAAAACCGUAAACUAAACUUCUUAAACAAGUAUCGCUUCACUGCAAAUGCAAUUCAACUACAAAAAUUGCAUUUCUGACUGACUGGGUUAUAUUUUUUAUUGUAUCCAAUUGGCUAAAGUGGGAGGUCAGAGCUCCGUCAUACCUCUGAGAAUUUGGGUAGCUUCGCUUUCUCAGAAUUAUCCAAUUUUUUUUUUUUUUUUUUACGGUAUUGACAUGGAGUUUCUGCCUUGUAUUGCCGGUCUGCCUGAUUAGCAUGUGAACACAACACGUUUAUGUGACACCCAGAGUUCAAACAGAUGGUCUGAGCAACUUCCUCCUUUCAUUCUCUUAGUCUUGGUUCUCUUUUAGUCUUUAAAAAGUGUUAUUGUUUAACCAGAUAAUAUCACCUUUCAUUAAACCAUAUUCAAAAAUCAUUUGGAAUGCUUUCUUCCAUUAAUUUUAGAUAAAAAAAAAAAUCAAAAUUGGCAGAGCACAAGAAAAUAUCAGAGCUGUAUUGCUGUGAACUCGCACCAUGAAGCAUCUCUGUUCAGAUGUGCACUCCAAAGGCUGGAGUGGAGUGGAGUGUCGCUGUGUGGCUGGCUAAUGGAGUUACUCCUUUAGCGCAGUCGUCACGAUCGCUUCUGAGCCACCAGCAGCUACCGCAUCACAUGUCCUUCGAGCGGAGACACUUCAUGGUGCAAGUCCACGACAAUUGCUGUGUACCGUCUGCCGGAUAUUUCUGCGUUUUUCCCACCCUGCCCUGCUCUUUGUCCACUGGGGACCUGCACCUCUGCCUCAUAACUAUCUGCUUGUUUGAUUAUUCCAAUGUGUUGCACAUUUCUGUUCAAAUCUUUUUAACUGUCAGGGGAUGAUUUCUGUACAGAUUUGUAAUAUUCUUAACGUUUUUUUUUAUUAUUAUUAUUAUUUUGGUGUUGCAGCUGUACCAAAUUAAUGUAAUUCCCGUUUUGAUUUACAUUUUUUUAAAUCUUUGUCUAAUUGAGUAAUAUGUCACUCUUGCACUUGAUUUUUAAAUGCUAUUUAAUAUUUCUGUGUGGCUUUUCGCGUGCUAAUAUAUAAUCCCAAAAUGGCCUGCUGUGGCUGACCAUAACCCUGUACUGAAUUACAGCAGGUUCAAAAAAUAAAUGAAUGGAUGGAUGUUUUUGCAAUGUUUAUAGCUUUAUUUAUUUUCUUGUGUUAUGUGGUGGUGCCUGCUUUUGUGUUUUUCUUGUUUUUUGUUUGUUUUUUUGUUUAUUUUGUUUCUUGCAGUGGCUAACCCUAGUUAAGCGGAUUCUACCUUUUUAUACUGUACCAUUUGCUGAUCACUGUGGAGCAAUUCUUUACUACUUCAUAUUGUAUUUUGGAUGGACAAAAUCUAUUCCAGGGUAGGACUUGACAUGCUUGUAACUGUAAUUAAUGCUUUUCAAAUGUUGGGUUUGUUUGUUUCUAUUUAUUUUAAUUGAUUUUAAAUUUGUUUAGCCCUUAUAAACUGUUUACUUGUAUGUGUUUAGGGUUUUUCUUUUUACAAUCAUUGUCAGGAAUUCUCAAACCCCUGUGAGUGUACAUGUUGAACGAUGAAGGUUCAUGGAUCUCGUCUCGUCUAGUGAUUUCAUACUUUUUCAAAGGCAAGUAAUCAAAUGUGAUGACAGUUAUGAUUAACGAUCUUUAACGAAGUGUCAUUACACGACUUUGCACGUGAGCCCCUAAAAUUCAAACCAAAAGUACGAGACCUCCCAGCAGCCACGCCAGUGUCCUUCACUUUCCAAUGUGUCUCAUUCGGGUUGAUGUAUUAAAAGACAGGACGAUGCUUUGAAACAUUCCUGAAAGUGCACACAUGUGCAUUGUCGCUGAAUAAUCAUUUAUGUUUAUUGCAAUUUGUUUUAUUAGAAAGUGAGAGUUCAAUUUCCGUGUUGAUCCUAAUGAUAAAAGCCAUGCCGUCUUUCCUCUCUUCUGUGUCACAGAGCAGCAGCCCUUGAACUGUCUGAAGUUUUUCAUUUACAUUUGUCCUGCUUUAAUAUCGCAAAGAAUCGAUGUUUAGUUAGUUGCCAUUAGACUGCCUGUAGUUUUGAGACAUUUUGUUUAAACUCCCCAGCUGAGGAAAGGCCAAAGGCCCGUUUAUACUUUGCAUAACCCUGAAGAUCCAUCCACGUGACAACUUUUGGCUGUGUGCCCCCAGAUUGUUGUGUCCUGUUUGUGUCGACGGACAACAAAACGUGGACAUGCGUGAAGCGAUUCUGCAUCGGCGAAGUGCCGCACACACACGAUUGGACUGUAAACUGCGGGUGGACGUCUUCUGUCCACAAUGCCUGUUAAUGUUGUGGAGUGUAAACUAGGGAUACUCCGAUCAGGUUUUUGUGAAGGGCUGAUUAUUGAUCACCAGUUUUAUUUUACUAGAAUUGGAAGAUCCCGAUUUGUUGUAUUCAAUUUAUUUUUACACUACGCUCCUGCAUAACCAGCCAUGCAGAAGCCUUAUGUUGGACAUUAAAGUGGUAUUGUCACAGUUCACCUGCAGCCCACCUGAACAAGAUGAAAUUCUGUAGGCCUUCUCAGUGACCACAAAAAAUUCUAGAAUCUUUUACUGGGAUUUUCAUUUUUUUCUUAAACUAAUGUACACCAAAUUUUGAUUCAUAAAACAUGUCAUAAUGGAAAAUAAAAUGCUUGUCAUGAUUACAAGCCGCAGUUCUAAUAAAAUGUUCUGUUUAUUAAGGAGAUACAAGACUAACGUGCGUCCCAAGUUUGCCCCCAAAAAUACUGAAACGUGGCUGUUAUGUUAACAGGCCUGCGGUUUGCUAAGCAAUGAAGAGAAAUUCUUCUUAAUUCUUUUACUAAUUAAAAAUGUUGGCCACUUUUGUAAAUGCAAGCACCCUUUCCAUCCUCACUCGGACAAUUCUGGGAUAAAACACAAAGGUCUUAACGCAUUCAAGGAGUCUCUCUGCUCAUUUCGGACGGAGACCCAACUACCAGGUUGCCGAGGACUCCUCGGUUUAUUCCACUUUCUUUCUUAUAGAAGCCAAUAUUCCUGAAGUUUGUCUGCCUGCUUUCUGUCUACUAGAAGUUCCGACAGCUAAAUGACACAUGCGGUAUUCCUUUGUGAAACUUGAGGAAUCCUAACUAAAUUACUAUAAAAGUUAGAAAAGCAGGCACAGUCUUUCAAAUCGGUUACUUUACCGAACGCUACGUCACUCAGAUAAUCGGCCGAUUUGAGGUUAGCAGCUGACCAAUCGAAGAAUCGCUAGCGGAACGUGUUCAGUUUAUGCUAAACACGCAGAUCCGACGGUUCAAAGUGCAGACCCUCACUAAUACGCCAGUCCUUGUGGACCGGAGGACGAGAAACUCCAAUUUCAAACUUCUUUACCGAUUUUUGUUUACAUUUUUCAAUUGUGUUCCUCAUUACUGUUAAUCGUAGGUUCGUGUUUAGGGAAAGUGCAGCAGUGUGGAUACAAGUGCAAAUAGUUAGAUGGCACAUUUGACGAAUCUUAUUUUAAUGUUAAGAACUUUGUAAACUUUAUAGACAAUAAAAUCAAACAACAAUUGCAAUACACCUGAAAAAUACUUCAAAGAAGUUUAUAUAUUAUAUACCUGACUUUAGGCCUGAAGUGACCGAUCUCGAAUCCUGCAACGCCAAUCCUGAACUUCAAACAAACGUGGAGACGAAUCCCUCAAAGGAGGACUGACACACUGGCCGGUCCGUGUUGUCGGCCAUGACUGGUCUCCUGUAGUCCUUGACUUGUGUGGACCAGGCAGGUCAAUGCUAGUAUGUAGACCCCCAACUUGUUGAUUAUAGUUGUGUAAAUCCAAUUUUUAAUGUUUUAAUUCUGAAAACAUUCAGUUUUACACUAGAUGCAUACGUGUUUAGCAUUUUAUUGUUAGUUUUGUGUUAAGUUUUCAGCUUUAUUUUUAUUUUUUUUGUUAAAUCAAGCACAUAUUUUAUAACGUUGUGUAAUGUUUGUGGGGCACCAGUUUUUGUUUGAAUGCAGUGAAUUUAUUGAAGUGCUACAAUAAUUGUAAAAUUCUCCCUUUAUUGUAUGUGAAUGUGUAAUUUAAUCUGUAUAGAGGAAAAAAAAAAUCUAAAUCUUUGUGUUAAUUUUAUUUACCCAAAUGUCGUGGGAGGAUUUGUAUGCGUCUGUAUAUCUACACGCUAAUAAUGUCCGUCUCUGUCAGUAUGCACACUCAUACAAAGACCCCACCACCCUGACGUCGUCGUCGUCCUUCUUCUUCUUCUUCUUCUUCUUCUUGUAUGUUUGGGUUUUGGGGGAGUAGGGUGGGUUUGUUUGUUUUGGUUUUUUUGUGUUUUUUUUUUCCUUUGUCUACACCAAUGCUUUAUUCCAUCUCUCUUGAUUUGUGUAUAUCAGAUAAAUUAUUAAAUAUUUCUUGUUUUAACUAUAUGCAGUAAAAUGAUUUAAAAAAUAAUAAUCUCCCUUGACACUACACACACGUAGUGGAUUUUCCAGCUGUAUUUUUUUAAACAGUAGAAACGUAUUUUUGGGUGACAAUGCUGUCAUGUACAGUAAUGCAACUGGGUUGUAGUCUUCUGAAAAACACGACUCGAGUUGGGUUACUCCUAAUUCUGGGAUUUUAGAAAUCCCGCCUCCUUGUUUCUGUUUUAAGUUGUAAUACUACUGUUCUGUAUAAUACAUUGAAAAAAACACAAUAAACUUUGAUAUUGCUAA